Lagopus leucura (white-tailed ptarmigan) is the source of this 837-nucleotide messenger RNA. Its product is annotated as serine/arginine-rich splicing factor SR45-like. The record is from RefSeq and is a predicted model, not a curated record. Bases 1 to 837 code for a protein of 278 amino acids. The transcript has 3 exons. NCBI's taxonomy places the organism in Eukaryota, Metazoa, Chordata, Aves, Galliformes, Phasianidae.
AUGGUGCUUGGAGUGCCAGAAUUUCAUGGAGAAGCCCUCAGAAAGGUGCAAGCUGGCUAUCAGCUAGAACUGAAAUUAGAUGCUGUUUCCCCCACAACCCAGUAUUUCCAGUCCAGGUCUAAGCGGGACACUGGAAGUCAAGUUAGAGCUCCCCGUACUCCCGUCAGCCAAAUCCUCUCCAGGCAAGAGCCACGGGGGCGCCUCGGGAGCCCGGUGUGCGGGCGGAGCGGCCCCGUCCCGCCUCCCGAAACCCCCCCGGGCAGUGGAGGCGAGGCUGCCCCGCGGGUGACCCGCCCGACGACGCACCCCCGCCGCAUCAUCACACGAGGGGGCAGCGCGGCCGCUAGCACUGCCCCGGCACCCGCCUGCCUCUGCCUCCCUCCUCUCGGCGGCUCGCCGCAGCCCGGGGUCUGUCGAGUCAAAGCGAGGAUCAGGUUCCCUGCCUCCAGUAUAAAAAUCUCAGGGAAGAAAUCUCCAGCGGGAGAGAGAGACGGGGAGAGGGAGGAGCGGGGCGUGAGUCGGAGGUCCGUGGGGAAGCGGAGCCGCGGCGCCGACAACACCCGCAGCACCAGCAGCACCCGCCGCACACCGGGGACGCCCGCGGCUCGCCCCUUACAGCUGCGGGAGAAGCGCUUCUUGCCGCCCGAAGUAAGUCCGAGGGGACGGCGAGGGCUGCCAGGGGCUGCCGGAGGGAGCUGCCUCCCGAACCCGCUCCUUCGGGCGAGAUGCGAAGCGCUUCACCCAAUCACCCCGCACCCGGGGGUUCUCCCCCGUACCGCCUCGUCUCCUCUGAUUUCCUCCCCCCCCCCCCCCCCCCCUUACCCCCUCCGGGAAUGA